Molecule: messenger RNA, 601 nt
Organism: Wyeomyia smithii (pitcher-plant mosquito)
Lineage: Eukaryota; Metazoa; Arthropoda; Insecta; Diptera; Culicidae
Gene: ND-13B
Product: NADH dehydrogenase [ubiquinone] 1 alpha subcomplex subunit 5
Exons: 3
Coding region: 140-511 (123 amino acids)
Biological process (GO): respiratory electron transport chain
Source: RefSeq, a predicted model, not a curated record
UUGUUUAAUUUUUAACAUCGACACAAAUCUGACAGUAAUCGCAUGAGUAAAAGUUUCUUGUACACAACUAAUUUUUCGAAUAAAUUUUACGCUAAUAAACCAUUUUAACAAGCAGUAAAGCACCACCAAACGUGCUAAUAUGUCUGGCGCUAUCAAAAAGGCAACCGGAUUGACCGGACUAACUGUAGCCCAAAAUCCGCAUCACACUUUGACGGCUCUGUACAACAAAAUUCUCCGUGCCGUCGCCAAAAUGCCUCAAGACGCAGCAUACCGCCGCUAUACGGAGCAGGUUGUAUCCGAUAGGGCCAAAAUUGUUGCCUCCUCCCCGACCGUUCGAGAAAUAGAGCAAAAAAUCAACUGUGGCCAGGUAGAAGAACUUAUCGUUCAGGCGGAAAACGAGUUGACAUUGGCUCGCAAGAUGCUCGGAUGGAAGCCGUGGGAACCCCUAGUUAAGCAAGCACCGGCCACUCAAUGGGCUUGGCCACCAGCAAAGAUACACGAACUUAAGUAAGAAACUUUAUUAACAUUGUUUAUUAAAUGUCGAAACAUUGUUGGCUGAUCAAGAUCAAACUUGUAAAUAGAGUAUGUAGCCGAACCCGAA